AUGACCACCCCCACGGCAACAGCCAGAAUUAGUGCCAAAAAACAAACGCUCGAGGAUGCCUACUCGCCACCAGCAAACUUUCUAGAGAUCGACGUUUCUGAUCCCCAGACUCAUGGAGUGGCGAAAACUCGAUUUACAGACUAUGAAGUCAGAAUGAAGACAAAUCUGCCAGUUUUCAAGCUGAAGGAUUCCAGUGUUCGACGGCGUUACAGCGAUUUUGAAUGGUUGCGGAAUGAGCUGGAGAGAGAUAGUAAAAUUGUUGUGCCACCUUUACCUGGCAAAGCCUUGAAGCGACAACUGCCAUUUCGAGGAGAUGAUGGUAUAUUUGAAGAUGAAUUCAUUGAAGAGCGGAGGAAGGGACUAGAGCAGUUUAUCAACAAAGUGGCGGGACAUCCUCUUGCCCAGAAUGAGAAAUGUUUGCACAUGUUCCUGCAGGAACCAGUCAUAGACAAGAACUACGUUCCAGGAAAAAUUAGAACCACAUGA
Messenger RNA from Candidula unifasciata, 486 nucleotides. The record is from the annotation of a GenBank genome assembly. NCBI's taxonomy places the organism in Eukaryota, Metazoa, Mollusca, Gastropoda, Stylommatophora, Geomitridae.